ACAAAGCAUACAAACAGCAUCAUCGGUCAUCUGGACCACCAACAAAAAAAAAAAAAGGCGCAUCCGCGGAGGCAAAAGUAACGUGCCAUCAAAGGAAAAAAAAAGAAACUCCUGAGCUGGAAAUAGUUCACAACUGCCUGGAGCAGUGACCCACAAUCGCUGUCCGCACUUACAAGUCCGGCCGCCGUCCGUGGGCAGCCCCCGGAAAGCGAGGCGGCAAGAGAAACCGUCGACAUUCGGCAUCACCGGGGUAGCUUUGCGCAACAACCACGCAUCAGUCAUCCAUCUGCCCGAAAAACAACAUCCUGAAGCUUAAUAGACACCAACUUUUGCACUUGAUAGCAUAGCGGAGCUCAUCAUGCGGUUACACUUCUUCACCGAGCUGCUCGCAGCAGGCUCGUUGUUGUUGUCGUCUGUCAACGCCUUGGAAGCAAAAUUAACCCAGCAAGAAGACAAACGGGAAAAAUGCGUCGGCAUGUACAGUCGCAGCGCAUGGGGAGGGGACAUUGACCCCUUCAUACUUGUGAGGUUCAACAAGGUCGAGGAAGAGGGAGAUCACAGGGCCAGUAUGCUCAUUUUUGAGUGGAUGGAUCAAGACCUUGUCCUGUUCCAAUCAUCGCCGGAUACACCCAAGAAACUCGCCAUCUGUAACCCCGAAAACGUCAGUGCCGGCAAUUGUAACGAGACCCAUUUGGGCGAAUACAUCGUCUCUGCCAACGUUAACAAGGAGUCCCACAACAUUGUACACACCCAAGUCGUGGAUCUCAAGGAUCCGAAGCCAUUUAACUAUCCUAUCAAGAACACCGGAUACUAUUGCAUCUUUACGGCUGAAUACACGCGGUCCGACUAUGAGGCAAUUGUGGAGUUCCGCAAUGCCUUUGGAGAGCUGCCCGCCGCACAGAUCCCAAAGCUUCCCUUCUAUGGCGGCAUCACGAUUUUGUACGCCUUGGUGGCAGUCUUUUGGGGCCUGCUCUAUUAUCGACAUCGGUCCGACAUCUUGCCUGUGCAGAACUACAUCACGGCCAUACUGAUCUUCCUGGUCGUGGAGAUGCUCCUCACGUGGGCUUUUUACGAUUAUCUCAACCGCCACGGCUCCAACACGCUCUCGAAAUUCCUGCUCGUCCUGGUGGCUGUGCUCAACGCAAUCAGGAACUCAUUCUCAUUCUUCCUGCUUUUGAUCGUAUGCAUGGGAUAUGGCGUUGUUAAGCAUACCUUAGGAAAGACUAUGAUCUACGUCCGAUACCUCGCCAUUGCGCAUUUCUUCUUUGGCCUUGUAUAUGCCGUUGCCAGUCUUGUCAUUACGCCAGACAGCGCAGGUCCAUUUGUGUUGUUGAUUGUCCUACCACUGGCUGGAACACUCACUGCUUUCUACGUAUGGACGCUCAACUCGCUCAACUUGACGCUCAAGGAGUUGAAUGAGCGAAAGCAGCACGUCAAGGAGGGCAUGUACAAGAAGUUGUGGUGGUGCAUCCUGAUCAGCAUCAUUGUCAUUUUCGGUUUCUUCUUCUUCAGCAGUUUCUCCUUCACGUCGAUGCGCGACCCUGACUACGUCCCGUUCCACUGGAAGACCCGCUGGUUUAUGUUGGACGGCUGGUUGAACCUGGUGUACUUUGCCGACGUCGCCUUCAUUGCCUACGUUUGGCGACCCACUGCCAACAACCGUCGCUUCGCCAUGUCAGAUGAGAUCGCCCAGGAGGACGAUGGUACGUUUGACAUGACAAAUAUGGAUAUCGGCGCCCCCGACGACUCGGAUGACGAGGAGGCAAACAUUGGUACGAAACCAGCCACCUCGACCCAUACGGCGACUCAGACAAACGGUGGAGCACCUUCUAAUGCCAGGAGCGGCCCUACUGCGACUCGGAAUGCGGGGCCUGCCGCCAGAGACUCAUUGGAUGGAGAGACCAUAUUCGCUGUUGGCGAAGACCUGGACAAGUUCUCUGACGACGAUGAAGACUCGGAGGAAGAGAGAGGCCUCGUGAAGAAGAGCAACAAGUAAACAGCAUCCGGUCGGACGCUCCGGGGUAGGGGUAUAGAGGCUUGUGUAGUAUUCUCAUGUUUGGAAAGAAUAGACCUACUGCGAGAGAUAGCAGAUAUUUCGUGUAGUAUAUUUCAUGAAGCAAGAUAUUUGGAGCAUCUGCAAGUCAAGUUUUUUUUUAUCACUCGGUUCAGGCGUGGGCUGCUAUAUUCGUUGUAUCACUUUCCUGGGUAGAUCGUACUCCUUG
Molecule: messenger RNA, 2222 nt
Organism: Pyricularia oryzae 70-15
Lineage: Eukaryota; Fungi; Ascomycota; Sordariomycetes; Magnaporthales; Pyriculariaceae
Exons: 5
Coding region: 359-1996 (545 amino acids)
Biological process (GO): retrograde transport, endosome to Golgi
Cellular component (GO): membrane; Golgi apparatus
Source: RefSeq, a predicted model, not a curated record